This is a messenger RNA of Racocetra persica, 894 nucleotides long. The record is from the annotation of a GenBank genome assembly. Lineage: Eukaryota; Fungi; Glomeromycota; Glomeromycetes; Diversisporales; Gigasporaceae.
AUUUGUUAUGGUGCGAUUGUUUGUAAUAAUAAUGAUGAAGAGUUUGAAGAAGAAGAGUGUGUUGAAUUUCCUAUUCCUAUUGAUUUAUCUGACAAAAGGGUAUCGCCUAUUAAAUUAUGGAACAAAAGCAUGAAUUCCUUGCGGGUUCACGGUUUAAAUGGGUUUCAAUAUCCAGAAUUAGCUUGUUCUUUAUUUAUUGCGAUUUCUGUUACGACGCAUCUUCUAGAAGAGUGGAAAGAGAAUGUUUUAGAAUUAAUAUUGACGCAAAAAUAUAUAAUACUGUAUGAACUUAAGAUUAAACAUAGAAGUAUCAUGUUCGGAAGUCGUUUCCCAUACAGUAUGAAAUAUUUUAAAAUAUGGUUACAUUUUACCAAAGUACUGGCUUGUCUUGGUGCAAUAUGGACAAUAAUAUCUUUGGGCAUUUACGCUAGCAAACAGAAUUUUCAUGCUAAUGCACAACUUCUGACUAACUGCACAGCAAUUCCUACUGAUACUUCUCCAAAUACAAUAAUCAAUUGUAUUCCGCAAGAACAAGGAUUUAGUUUCUAUUUGUGGAGUAAGAAAGCCUGGAUAAUUGACAUCUUUACCAGAGCGUUUUUAUUAUAUACCUUUUUUGUAGUUAUUCCAUAUGGUAACUCAUAUAGUAUUCCGGUUCCUCUAAAUAUUCGUGGUGAUAAACCUAACCCUAAUCAAUACUAUGGUGGACUUUUUAUUCUUGGUACAUCCUUUAUUUUUAUGGUAGCAAUAGCAACAAUCCAAAGUCAGGGCCUUGAUGUUUCUGGUUUAGAAGGAGUUUGUAGUGUUAACUCGGAACUUUUAAGUAGCAAGACUGGCUAUAUUCGGGAGUGGUUUCAGCAAGAAUUAACGGCUGCCAAACAAAUAGCUUUUAUUUGA